UAAACCACGUCCCUGAUUGUACCACCAACAAAUAAACAUCUACAUCAUAAGGACGAAACACCGAUGUUAUCAGGCUAUUUCUAUCUGUCAACAUAACAGCUGGCCCGGUUAGACGACAUGUCUAGACUUAUAAAAAAAUAUUACACAAGAAAAUAAGUAACACAGUACGACAUGCUCGUUACCUACCAGUUGUCUUGUAAAGAUUAUAUAACUGUGAGAAAUUAUGGUUGUGUAACGGUAGUUUGAAUGUUACGAAAGCACGUCCAUGAAACCCUGUAAACAAGGUUUGUCGACCUACCUCGAAGGUUAUAGAGUAGCCAGUAGGGUAAACACUAGUACAUGGUAGUCGAAGCAUGCAGUAAGUUUCAUCAGAAAAGACCAUUCUCAGAUUACUUACCUGAUGAAAUAUCAUCCACGUGUUGGACUCCGGAUACGUUUUUGUUUCUCAGCCCAUAUCCCCGACAGGCCUGGUGUGGUUAUUUGUUGGUUCCGGUGAUUGACUUCAACAGUUCGCAACUGACGACUCCGCUAUACAGAGAUAUUCUGCACGCUGAAUAUAAGAAAAAACAUGACGGAGAAACUCCUCAAUGGUGUGACCUGUGAUGUCACCAAUCUCACAAUGAAGGAUGUUACCUCCACACAGACAGGGACAUUCAAGGUCAAGGCUGGUUUAGCUCAGAUGGCCAAAGGUGGCAUCAUCAUGGAUGUUACAACACCAGAGGAAGCCCGCAUAGCUGAAGAGGCUGGGGCAUGUGCUGUCAUGGCACUAGAGCGUGUCCCUGCUGAUAUACGAAGAGAAGGGGGCGUGGCUAGAAUGACUGAUCCAAUGAAGAUAAAGGGAAUAAUUGCAGCAGUGACUAUCCCAGUAAUGGCCAAAUCAAGAAUUGGUCAUUUUGCAGAGGCUCAGAUUCUUCAAGCUCUUGGGGUGGACAUGGUAGAUGAAUCAGAAGUGUUAACACCUGCAGAUGAGGUGAACCACAUCAACAAACACAAUUUUGAAGUGCCAUUUGUUUGUGGAGCCCGUGAUCUUGGUGAAGCAUUACGCAGAAUUUCAGAAGGAGCUGCCAUGAUCAGGACAAAAGGGGAAGCAGGAACUGGGGAUGUUUCUGAAGCUGUGAAACAUGCCAGAACAAUCAACAAACAGAUCAAGACAGCAAGUGCCAUGGACUCAACAGAAUUAUACAACUAUGCCAAGGAACUUCGUGUGCCACAUGAGCUGCUGAAAAAAACUGCAGAGUUGGGGAGACUUCCUGUCGUCAAUUUUGCAGCAGGGGGCUUAGCCACUCCAGCCGAUGUUUCUCUCCUGAUGCAGCUUGGUGUCGAUGGUGUAUUUGUAGGAUCAGGAAUUUUCAAAAGUUCAAAUCCGGCCAAACGUGCAGUUGCCAUGGCUCAAGCUGUAACACACUACAAAGAUCCUAAGAUAUUGGCUGAGUUAAGCUCGGACCUUGGCGACGCUAUGUUCGGUGUUCCCCAUGGAGAUAAAUCUGCUGAUAAAUGGACUAAAACAAAGAGCACUGUUGGUGCAGACAAAAUGAAAAUCUGGGAUGCUACACUUGGUGACCCAGCCAAACUUAAUGGACAGUGAUGGAUGUUAAACAUUUUUGACAAAGGAAAUAAGACUUUUUUUGUGAUCAUUUGUAGUUUGUUUGUGGAUAAGAGUCAGUCAUAUAUAUGUUUUUAUUACCAGAGUAAUUUUUAGUUUUAUUAA
Messenger RNA from Ylistrum balloti, 1708 nucleotides. Its product is annotated as pyridoxal 5'-phosphate synthase subunit PdxS-like. Bases 569 to 1585 code for a protein of 338 amino acids. Lineage: Eukaryota; Metazoa; Mollusca; Bivalvia; Pectinida; Pectinidae. The record is from RefSeq and is a predicted model, not a curated record. Gene Ontology annotation, molecular function: amine-lyase activity. The transcript has 7 exons. Gene Ontology annotation, biological process: pyridoxine biosynthetic process; amino acid metabolic process; pyridoxal 5'-phosphate biosynthetic process.